Messenger RNA from Drosophila miranda, 650 nucleotides. RefSeq names its product 60S ribosomal protein L12 (gene RpL12). Bases 90 to 587 code for a protein of 165 amino acids. The record is from RefSeq and is a predicted model, not a curated record. Gene Ontology annotation, molecular function: structural constituent of ribosome; large ribosomal subunit rRNA binding. Lineage: Eukaryota; Metazoa; Arthropoda; Insecta; Diptera; Drosophilidae. The transcript is spliced from 5 exons. Gene Ontology annotation, biological process: translation. Gene Ontology annotation, cellular component: ribosome; cytosolic large ribosomal subunit.
UAAUAACACACACUAACCGGAAAUCGAUAAGCUUCUUCUUUCUUUUUCUGUGUGUCUUUUUGCGCAGCCUUUUGAGCCACGAUACAACAAUGCCUCCCAAAUUUGAUCCUACGGAAGUAAAAUUGGUGUACAUGCGAUGUGUGGGUGGCGAAGUUGGAGCUACAUCUUCCCUUGCCCCUAAAAUCGGUCCACUUGGUCUGUCCCCUAAAAAAGUAGGUGAUGACAUUGCCAAGGCUACUUCCGACUGGAAAGGUCUGAAGAUCACCGUGUGUCUGACAAUUCAAAACAGACAGGCAACCAUCUCUGUGGUUCCAUCGGCUGCGUCUCUGAUCAUCAAGGCCCUGAAGGAACCUCCACGUGAUCGCAAGAAGCAAAAGAAUAUUAAGCACAGUGGCAACAUCGCCUUUGAAGAUAUCUUGGCCAUUGCACGUACAAUGAGGCCCAGGUCGAUGGCCCGUGAACUGAAAGGAACCUGCAAAGAAGUCCUGGGCACCGCCCAGAGCGUUGGAUGCACUGUCGAUGGCAAACAUCCCCAUGAUGUUAUUGACGAGCUCAAUGACGGCUCGCUCGAGGUCCCCGCAGAAUAAACGAUUUCUUUUUGACAAAGACUAAAUAAAUCGUUUGUGUUACACUUUGUAAUAACUGAAUUA